Cynara cardunculus var. scolymus (artichoke) is the source of this 1700-nucleotide messenger RNA. Its product is annotated as cytochrome P450 98A2-like. The record is from RefSeq and is a predicted model, not a curated record. The coding region runs from base 3 to 1529 and encodes 508 amino acids. Lineage: Eukaryota; Viridiplantae; Streptophyta; Magnoliopsida; Asterales; Asteraceae. The transcript has 3 exons. Gene Ontology annotation, molecular function: iron ion binding; heme binding; monooxygenase activity.
CCAUGACCCUCCUACUCCUCCCCUUUUCCUUCACUUUAAUCCUGGUAGCUUAUGCACUCUAUCAGCGCCUCCGAUUCAAGCUCCCACCGGGACCACGCCCAUGGCCGAUCGUCGGAAACCUCUACGACGUCAAACCUAUCCGAUUCCGCUGCUAUGCCGAGUGGGCACAGCAAUACGGCCCGAUCAUAUCAGUCUGGUUCGGAUCGAUUCUAAACGUCGUCGUCUCUAACAGUGAGUUGGCAAAAGAAGUACUCAAGGAAAAAGACCAGCAAUUGGCGGAUCGGCACCGGAGCAGGUCGGCGGCGAAGUUCAGCCGAGAUGGUCAGGAUUUGAUUUGGGCGGAUUAUGGCCCCCACUAUGUGAAGGUUCGCAAAGUAUGUACUCUUGAGUUGUUUUCUCCCAAGAGGCUUGAGGCCCUUCGACCCAUCAGAGAAGAUGAAGUAUCGGCUAUGGUGGAGUCCAUCUUCAACGAUUGCAUCCAUCCUGAUAAGAAUGGCAAGAGUUUGCUGGUUAAAGGUUAUCUGGGAGCAGUGGCAUUCAACAACAUUACUCGGCUCGCUUUCGGGAAACGAUUUGUGAACUCGGAGGGUGUACUGGAUGAUCAAGGGAAAGAGUUUAAGGCAAUUGUGGCUAACGGCCUGAAGCUUGGUGCAUCUCUAGCCAUGGCAGAGCAUAUCCCAUGGAUCCGAUGGUUCUUCCCGCUAGAAGAAGAAGCCUUUGCAAAGCACGGAGCACGUCGUGAUCGGCUCACACGAGCCAUCAUGGAUGAGCACACCGCUGCUCGUCAAAAGACCGGUGGAACCAAGCAGCAUUUUGUCGAUGCCUUGCUCACCCUUCAACAACAAUAUGAUCUGAGUGAAGACACCAUUAUCGGCCUUCUUUGGGACAUGAUCACAGCAGGAAUGGACACAACCGCCAUCUCCGUUGAGUGGGCGAUGGCCGAGCUUAUCAAGAACCCGAGGGUGCAACAAAAAGCUCAAGAGGAGUUGGAUCGUGUGAUCGGAUACGAACGUGUGCUCACCGAACCAGAUUUCUCCAGCCUCCCAUACCUUCAAUGCGUAGCAAAAGAAGCAUUGCGGUUGCACCCUCCGACCCCACUCAUGCUCCCUCACAAAGCCAAUUCCAAUGUCAAGAUUGGUGGCUACGACAUCCCUAAGGGCUCGAAUGUGCAUGUAAAUGUUUGGGCUGUGGCUCGAGACCCUGCAACAUGGAAAAAUCCAUUGGAGUUUCGGCCCGAACGGUUUCUAGAAGAAGAUGUGGACAUGAAAGGACAUGAUUACCGACUACUGCCAUUUGGUGCCGGAAGGAGAGUGUGCCCGGGUGCACAAUUAGGGAUCAAUUUGGUGACGUCGAUGUUGGGUCACCUUGUGCACCACUUUUCCUGGGCUCCGGCUGAUGGUUUGAGCCCGGAAGAAAUCGACAUGUCGGAAAACCCGGGGCUGGUGACGUACAUGCGAACUCCGCUACAAGCCAUCCCCACACCCCGGUUACCUGCCAUGUUGUACAAACGUGUGGCCGUGGAUAUGUAAACGAAUUUGCUUUGAAAUUUUUUGGGCUUUGGUUAGGCUUGAUAUAUUUUCGAUUUACUCUGCUUUAUCUGCAGAGUUUGUGUAUUUGUCUAGAGAUGGAGUGCCCGAAACACGAAGUUUUACGUAUUUCUCUAGCUUUUUACUCCUAAAAACACAAACGAUCAAAUAAAA